AUGGCGAAUUCGGGGCUGCAGAUCUUGGGCUUCAUGAUGGCGCUGAUCGGCUGGAUCGGGCUGAUCGCCGCCACCAUCAUGCCUCAGUGGCGGAUGUCGUCUUAUGCCGGGGACAACAUCAUCACGGCCGUGGCCAUCUACCAGGGACUGUGGAUGUCGUGCGCCUCGCAGAGCACCGGGCAGAUCCAGUGCAAGGUGUACGACUCCAUCCUGCAGCUGGACUCUGCUCUUCAGGCCACUCGAGCCCUCAUGGUUGUCUCCAUCGUGGUUGGUAUCUUCGGCAUGGCGGCUUCUUCCAUGGGGAUGAAAUGCACCAAGUGUGGAGGGGAUGACGGUGUGAAGAAGGCACGGAUUGCCAUGGCAGGAGGCUUCGUCUUCAUUCUGGCUGGUCUUGCUGCCCUCGUCGCCUGCUCCUGGUACGGCAAUCAGAUCAUCCGGGAAUUCUACAACCCGCUCACACCCAUCAACACAAAGUACGAGUUUGGUGCGGGGGUCUUCCUGGGCUGGGCCGGCUCCCUCCUGGUCAUUUUGGGAGGCGCUCUGUUGUCCUGCUCGUGUCCUCGCAAAACUACAAGCUACAAGGCUAAAGGCUACCCCAAGAGCGGAGGAGCACGAAGCAAAGCCCCCUCCAGUGGCGGCAAGGAGUACGUCUGACCCCGUGGUUCUGUCACCCAGGUGCUCGCUGGUGGCCUCCUCGUUCUACAGGUGAAGACACUCGGCCGCCAUUUUGUUGCCUUAACAUCGGUUAUUUGGUUCUGGGAAAAGACUCUGUACCUGAUGUGGGUCUGAAGAGUGGCGUGCGCGGGCCGAGCGCAGAGACCACAGCUUUUUGUCCUUGUUGUUUUUUGCAGGUUUAACUUUAUGGGUUGUAAUAAUAAUGGGGGGGGGGGGGGGGGGG
Molecule: messenger RNA, 898 nt
Organism: Bufo bufo (common toad)
Lineage: Eukaryota; Metazoa; Chordata; Amphibia; Anura; Bufonidae
Gene: CLDN7
Product: claudin 7
Exons: 4
Coding region: 1-654 (217 amino acids)
Biological process (GO): bicellular tight junction assembly; cell adhesion
Cellular component (GO): bicellular tight junction; plasma membrane
Molecular function (GO): structural molecule activity
Source: RefSeq, a predicted model, not a curated record